This is a messenger RNA of Akanthomyces muscarius, 1014 nucleotides long. RefSeq lists its product as uncharacterized. Lineage: Eukaryota; Fungi; Ascomycota; Sordariomycetes; Hypocreales; Cordycipitaceae. The record is from RefSeq and is a predicted model, not a curated record. Gene Ontology annotation, molecular function: ketoreductase activity. Gene Ontology annotation, cellular component: endoplasmic reticulum. The coding region runs from base 1 to 1014 and encodes 337 amino acids. Gene Ontology annotation, biological process: fatty acid elongation. The transcript is spliced from 2 exons.
AUGGACAAGAUCAACCAACAUCUCGGCAGCUUGCCUGCUAUGCCGCACUGCGGCCUGGUGCUCCUGGCCACCGUCGGCGGUCUCUUUGUCGCCUCCAAGCUGUUUAGCUACCUGCGCCUCGUCCUCGGCUCCUUUAUCCUGCCUGGCACCAACCUUCGCAAGUAUGGCAAGCCCGGCACCUGGGCCGUUGUCACCGGCGCCUCCGACGGUCUCGGCAAGGAGUUUGCCGCUCAGCUCGCUGCCAAGGGCUUCAACCUCGUCCUCGUGUCCCGAACCCAGUCGAAGCUCGAUGCCCUCGCCAGCGAAAUCCAGGCCAAGUUCGCCGCCAAGGCGCCCCAGGUCAAGACCUUCUCCAUGGACUUUUCCGAGGACAAGGACUCUGACUACGACCGCCUCGCUGCGCUUGUCAAGGGCCUCGACGUCGGCAUCCUCAUCAACAACGUCGGCCAGAGCCACAGCAUCCCCGUGUCCUUCCUCGAGACCCCCCGCGAAGAGCUGCAGAACAUCAUCACCAUCAACUGCCUGGGUACGCUCAAGGUAACCCAGGUCAUCGCGCCGAUCCUGAAGCAGCGCAAGCGUGGUCUCAUCCUGACCAUGGGCUCCUUUGGCGGCUGGACUCCCACGCCGUACCUGGCCACUUACUCUGGCAGCAAGGCUUUCCUCCAGCAGUGGAGCAAUGCCCUGUCUUCUGAGCUUGCCGACGACAAUGUCGAUGUCCAGCUUAUCCUGAGCCACCUCGUCACCACGGCCAUGAGCAAGAUUCGCCGCGCCAGCCUGCUCGUCCCCAACGCGCGCUCCUUUGUCAAGGCUGCCCUCGGCAAGGUUGGCACUGGUGGCUACCAGACUGCGCCAAGCACAUAUACGCCCUGGUGGAGCCACGCUUUCAUGCUGUGGUUCAUUGAGAACAUUCCCGGCGUCAACAGCCCUCUGACCAUCUCCAUUAACAAGGGCAUGCAUGUGGAUAUUCGCAAGCGUGCUCUGCGCAAGGCCGAACGCGAAGCCAAGAAGCAGUAA